GUCCAUGUUUUUCAUUCAAAAUGCACAGUUAGCUUGGUUUGAUAAGAUAUUGAGUGUGUGUGAGAGAGAUUGAGAUAGAAUGUGUAUCAUGGGAAGCAAUUGGGGGUGGUUGCAGUGUUCUGGAGAAUUUAGCGUCCUCGAAUUGGGUCAUUUUUUACUUCACACAAUACACUAUUUCCGUUUUGGUUGCUCAAUUUCACUUUUAGGUUGCAGAUUGGGAUAUUGCACAUGAGAUAGCAACUGCUUUUGUUCAUCGUGGUCUUUAGGGGCAUGGGUGCAGCCAACCAUAGUGCUAGUGGUUCUCCCCUGUUAUGCGGGUUGGUGAGGCUCAUAGAUGGUGCUACGUGUAGUAAGUCCCAUAGAGUCGGUGGAUGGAUUUUGCAGGAUCCAAUAUGCGUGGUGGAAAGGCUUCAACCACUCUAUAUUCGGGGAUCUCUAAUUUAUUUAUUUAUUGUGGAUGUUAAUCGUGUUAGAUGUGAUUAGAUGGUGCUUUAUGAGGGUGAUGGUGUUCAUGAUUUUUGCAGUGGAUGCACAAGUGAUUUUGGACAAUGUGUGGGGUGGACAUAUAGUUGAUGCUCGGGGGUAGGGCAUUGUUGGCUGAAAUCUUAGCUUUACGUAGUGCUUUUGUGCAAUUUGAGAUUAGAUUUGUUGGUCGUAGAUGUAUUAGGAUUAUCUAUUUAAUGGCAAAGAAAACCAUUUCUUUGUCCCAUUUUUUAGUAGGAUUUGAUUUUAUGUUUUUGCUACUUUCGAUCAUGUGACUCUCUUUAACUGGUUAUUUUUUGAAAACAGUAUUGAUACGGAUAUCUUGGGGGAAAAAAUUGAGGCUAUCGUAACAGGAUAUUGUGAUUGGCAGGCCAGCGUUGCAUUUGCUCAUCCUCAUUGAAUGCUAACUCGGCCCGUUCUAGAAAAAGGCCAGAUACUGACAGCUAAUAUGGGCUCUUCCCGAAAAUGUCCGUUUCCGUCGCCAGCCAAAACGACAAGCCGAUUCACCGUUCCAUUUAUCCCCGCGGACCUUCGAGGGCGAUUCAGGAAAUUCACCGAAACGAAAAUAGAAGAACCGCGACGACGGGAGGGAAACGCUUCGUAUUUGGUGGUGCGAAUCCGAAUCCCCGCUUUCCGCGUCUCUCUCUCUCUGUGUUUUCUUUUCUACUUUUCCUAGCGCACACCCCAAACCGCCUUUUCUCCAAAAGUCUCCGUCCGUCCUCUAUCCCUCCUUAUCUCCCUCUACACUCUCUCUUCUAGGGUUAGGGUUUCUCAGUCGUGUCAACUUUGAAAACCAGGAGAAAACGAAGGGAAAACAAUGGUCCCAGCACCAACUUAUCCGCCCUCCAACCGCCCCAAUCUCUAUCUGCAGCAGCGGUCUGCUUCAACCGUGGCUUGAUUUCCUCUCCAUCUUCUAUUUCUCUGGUAAUUAAUCCUAUCCUUCUGCGAAGCUCUUCGACGAAUUCUGUCUAAGUCGUUGUGCCGGGAAUUGCAGCGUGAGUUAUAAGUCUGUUGUGAUGGCUGCUUCUGUCCUUCGUAUUUAAUUUAGGGUUUUGAACUUAGGUGUUCCUGAUUGGGGGAUUCGCCAGAGCUGUUUUCCACUGAUUUUUUGGGGUUAAUGAUAUUCGGGCUGUGUAGUUGGUUUGGCUGCUGUCGGUUGAAUUGGACGAGUGUUCCCGUUCUAGUGCUUGUCUUGCUUCGUUCCGGUACUAGGCACUGGCUCGAGUUGGAAGGUUCUAUUGUUCUGCUUAUUCUUCCUUUCUAUGGCUCGUGAGAGCGACACUCCUUUGGGGCCACUGUUGUGUAGUCGAAUUGGUUCGUGCAAAUUGUUUUGCAUAUCUGAUUGUGUUCUUCUGGUUGACUGUUUUGGCUAUCUGAUUGAGUCGCUUUGAUUUUUCUGGUGGUUUUUCCCAUUCCAUGCUUAAGUUUGGGUUCAUUUGCUUAUCCAGGGCUUGGAGCUUGGGAAUGGAAAUGUACAAUGUUUCUGGAAAUGCAAACACGGAAACAUAUUUGAUUCAGCAAUCUGGAUUUGACCCUGUAUUGACGUCUCCGGUGUUUGAACAAUUUGAAGCCAUGUACAACGGAGGAGCCCCUGAAUAUGUUCAUCAAGGAAUGUACUAUCCUACCGCCAGCAACUACAGUUGGUACUGUACAGGAUUUGAAGCACCUGGCGAAUGGGAGGACCCCCACAUGAUUUUUGGCGUUGAUGGUCCUGAAGUUCAGUAUGCGGGUGCACAAACUGAAAAUUUACCUUAUGUAUGUUAUACACCUAGCUAUGGAUAUGCACAGUCACCAUACAACCCAUACAAUCCUUACAUACCUGGUGCCAUGAUGGGAGUGGAUGGCUCCUAUGUAGGCUAUACCAUGCCUCCAUACCAGGACUCUCUUUCUUCAGCUGGUUACGUCCCUGUUCUUGUUCAAGGCGAUGUUUCUUCGAGCAAUUUGGUGGAUCCCCUUCCUGAUGCUGGGGUUGUAUAUGCUAAUAGUGGACAAGGUGGAAGAAGGCAUGGAUCAUCUUCUGCAUCCUUCUCUAGGAAUCCUUCUAAAUCAUUUGGCAAUCAGACUAACUCAUUGGCAAGACCAGCUUCUGAGGGACCUAGAUCUAACAAUGGAAGUAGCAAGUAUUCUUUGGUGCAUGAUAAUGUUUCUUCUGGUAGCUAUCAGACAGCGGCAACACGUGUGCUUCAGAGCAGGAAUGCAUCUGGACCUAUGCAGCCAAUUGAUAGCACAACUAAGGUAAAAUAUAUACCUCAACGGAACCAGCCGAAACAUGCUCCCCCUGUCAACAAUGGCCUCUCUGAGUUCGGAGCAAAUUCUCAUGGAAGAACCUACAUGGAUAAGAAUCGAUCAAAUGUCCAUGUUGGCAGAACCCUCAAUGAUGCAGAUGGGGGCCAUGAUGCACUGGGUGAGCAGAAUCGUGGACCUAGAACAACCAAGUCAAAAACUCAGUUAGCUGUCAAAGCGUACACGGCCAAAGUAGGUGAUUCUAAUGCAGAGGGGAAUAUCAUAAUUUCUACAGAUCAAUACAACAGGGAUGAUUUCCAAGUUGACUACACUUGUGCAAAGUUCUUUGUGAUAAAGUCAUAUAGCGAGGAUGAUGUUCACAAGAGCAUCAAAUACAACGUUUGGUCAUCAACUCCUCAUGGGAACAAAAAGCUGCAGAGUGCCUAUGAAGAUGCACAGAAGAUGGCUGCAGAGAAAGCUAGUAGUUGUCCCAUCUUCCUUUUCUUUUCGGUUAAUGCAAGUGGACAGUUUUGUGGUGUUGCUGAGAUGAUUGGUCCAGUUAACUUCAGAAAGGAUAUGGAUUUUUGGCAGCAAGAUAAAUGGUCUGGUAGUUUCCCUGUGAAGUGGCACAUGAUUAAAGAUGUACAAAAUGGGAGCUUUAGGCACAUAAUCUUGGAGAACAAUGAAAAUAAGCCAGUGACUAAUAGUAGAGACACUCAAGAGGUAAUGAUCAAGCAAGGCCUGGAGAUGCUGAAGAUUUUCAAAAGGCAAGUUGUGGAUACUUCGUUACUUGAUGACUUCACCUACUACGAGCACCGGCAGAGAAUCAUGCAAGAAGAGAAAACCAGGUUUACAGUUAAGAGGUUUGGAACUCCAUUCCUAGCAGCUUCAUUGGACCCCACUCUCAAACUCAAUAGUCUACCUGGGAUCUUCCCGAGUAAAUAUGAUAAACCAGCUUCAGAGGAGGCCCGGGCACAAUCUGGUACAGAAAAAAUUGCAGCUAUAUCCGAAUCGACCACCGUCAGAAGUCAUCCGUCUGACCUUGCAGUUGCUGAAGUAGACAAUGGUGCAGUAGCAGCUACUGCUCUGAAGAUUGGCUCCCUCAGUAUAAACCCGAUGAAGCCUCAGUCCAUCGCAAAGCCCGUUCCAACUGUAUCAGCUGCUGGAGGCAAAGCUGCUACUGUUGUUACUGUAGGAACGGUCCCAGUUAAAGUCAAUGGAUUUGCUGCGUCUUCUGGGGUUCUAACUUUUGGCACAAUUCCACCUGAUUCGAGGGCUCUUCAGGGCGGGAAAGGAGGUUGUGUUUCGAAGAAAAAUGCAGUCUAAAGAGCUUGCUGGGGUUUGAUUGAUUUUGGGGUUGGCAGUAACAGUGUUUUGGCGGGGUAAAGGGGUUUUGCAAGUUCUUUUUUUGUCACAGCGGGAUUCAUUGUAUAACUUCAGAGUUGCACACUUUACACCAUUCUCGGUUUGGAGGGGGCGCGCCUGAUGAUGUAGCAGUGGGAAGUGGUUCAGGCUGGGGGCGUAUGCUUUGACCGUGGUUAUCAGGCGUUCCGUUGCUUUUGUUUUUUUUUUUUUACUGUUUCUCAUUUUUCUCUAAUUGUCUUUGGUGGGAGAAUAUCGAUUUUCAUUAUUUUCUCGAUGGUUGUUUUUGCCUUCCCAGAAGCGAUGAAAGUUACUUUGUAAUGUGGUAUCUUUUUCAAUUUUUAUCAUGAAUAUAUGGAAAAGUAAAAAAAAAAAAAAAGGAAAGUAAAAAAAGAGAAGAAUUGUA
Messenger RNA from Linum trigynum, 4474 nucleotides. The record is from the annotation of a GenBank genome assembly. NCBI's taxonomy places the organism in Eukaryota, Viridiplantae, Streptophyta, Magnoliopsida, Malpighiales, Linaceae.